AUGUUGAAUUCAAAACUGCAGAACCAGAUCACAGACCUGAGCGCAGCAGCUCAGAUCCUCAACUCUUCAGUUGAAGCUCUCAUCGCAGAGUGGAAAUCUGAUGAUGCCGAGGGCAAGACUCUUGACAAUGGUGUCCUCCUGCCCACUCAAGCAUCCUAUGAUGCCCACAAAACCAUCCUUGGCGCUGUUGGCAAGAUCCAAGAACUGGUUUCAAGUCCGCCCAUCCGACUGAUCGAGACUUCGUGCCAAUUCUAUGAAUCGCGUGCGCUGCAUAUCGCAGCAGAGCACCGGAUUGCGGACCUUUUGGCUGCACAUGACGAGCAAGGUUUGGCUGUGACUGAGUUGGCAACAAAGGCAAACGUAGACACAGACAUGCUUUUACGCAUUCUGCGAGUCUUGACUUCCAUUGGUAUCUUCCGGGAGGUCUCUGACCGAUCUUUCGCCAACAACCGCGUUUCAGCAAGCUUGGUUGGAAACGAAAGUCUGCGCUCCUCGAUCUGUCAUUACAAGGUUUCUGAGAGUCUUCCGGCUGCUGUUCGACAAUCUGGCAGUGGAUAUACUGCAACCAACACAAACACAGCAUUCAACAUUCGCCAUGAGACUGAUCUGUCUUUCUGGGACUGGCUAAACACGAAAGUCGAACAGGAUGAUGGCACUGUGGGACCACGACCAGAACUCGACUACUUUGCGAAGGCCAUGACAGGUAUCGGUCGAGUCAGUAGCACGGCAAUGAUUUACGACUACCCUUGGGAUUCACUUGGCAAUGGAACUGUUGUGGACGUUGGUGGUGGAGUGGGUACACACUCAAUGAACAUUGCGAAGGCAUAUCCCGAAUUGAAUUUCAUCAUUCAGGAUCGCCCAGAGGUUAUCGAGAAGGGUGUGGCUCUGUGGACUAAAGAGCUACCCUCAUAUCUGCAGAAUGGCCAAGUCCAACUGACUCCAGGAGACUUCUUCCAGACCCAAUCAGUCAGUGGAGCCGCAGUUUACUUCCUGCAUACAAUUCUCCACGACUGGCCCGAUGCGGAAAGCAUACAAAUCCUCAAAUCGCUGACACCAGCCAUGACGGCCGAUUCGCGCGUACUGAUUGGCGAAAUGGUUAUCAACAAUUCUUUGGGCACCAAGGAAAUCCCCGACGCACCAAAGCCUCUGCCGGCUGACUAUGGCCUCUACAGUCGCUACAGCCACGAGCGGGACCUAGUCAUGCUGUCGCUGUUCAACAGCAAGGAACGAACCAUGGAUGAUUUCCGCGCGAUUAUCCACGCAGCAGGCCUGGUAGUGGAGAGUGUUUACGAGUGUCGCAGCCAUAUGAGCUUGAUUGAGUGUCGGCUGGCAGUAUAG
Molecule: messenger RNA, 1338 nt
Organism: Penicillium malachiteum
Lineage: Eukaryota; Fungi; Ascomycota; Eurotiomycetes; Eurotiales; Aspergillaceae
Exons: 5
Coding region: 1-1338 (445 amino acids)
Molecular function (GO): O-methyltransferase activity
Source: RefSeq, a predicted model, not a curated record